Molecule: messenger RNA, 615 nt
Organism: Poeciliopsis prolifica (blackstripe livebearer)
Lineage: Eukaryota; Metazoa; Chordata; Actinopteri; Cyprinodontiformes; Poeciliidae
Product: testis-expressed protein 49-like
Exons: 4
Coding region: 90-521 (143 amino acids)
Source: RefSeq, a predicted model, not a curated record
UGCCAGGGUAACAGGUAAACAACGUUGUGGUUAUAUCUGAAAGCUGGUCGUGAACAGAACCCCGACUGGAUAAAGGAUCCGUAGCACACAUGGCUUUCUUCGGCUUGACCCAGCUGGGCUAUCAGAACCCAAUCGGUGACAACAUGCUGAUAAAUCCGCGGGGCGUUCCUGCGACUGAAGAUGACUGUUUUCACCCCAAAAAGGAAUUUCGGCCAAUGGUUAAAGAACAAGGCACAAAUGACGAAGUGACCAAACUGCUACUACAGCCUCCUUGCUACAGCACUGAGGAUCAUCAAGGGAGUCAUGAGCGAUACGCAGAAAUGGUGAAAAAGGCUAAACCACCCAGGCUUCCCAACCAGCUGUAUGUACAGCCUCUGACACAAAACCAGUAUUACGGCUGGAUGAGACACAUGAGCACUGAACCAUGGACCCAAUGCCAAAGGUUUCCUCGGAAAUCCAGCGAGAUGACAAGGUUCGUUGGCACAAUGAUCUUGACACACCGAGACUUCAGUUUGUUCUGAGCUCCCUCAUGUUUUGGCUUCAUGAAGCAGAACCAUGCACACGCUCCCUUCCACAUGUCUGUUGUUCUGGAAGUUAAAAAAAAAAAAAAAAAAA